AUGGCAGGUGGAGACGGCAGUCAAGACUCUAAUAGUACACCUGAGCCGGUGGAAAAGGGCUUCGCCACGCUCAACCAGUUGCAGAUUGGCGUGAAGGCCUUUGUUGAAAAGAAUGGAGAACCUAGAAAAGCAGAGAUUUUGUCUAUCAAACAGAGGAAUGGUGCUCUGACCUUCUACGUGCAUUAUGUCGAAUUCAACAAGCGUCUGGAUGAAUGGGUCCCAGCUGAGCGCAUCGACCUCUCUCAGGAAGUCGAAUGGCCUGUCCCUGAAAAGCCUGAGAAGAAGAAAACCACCGUGACCACGAAAGGACCACCAUCGAAAGCCGCCACAUCAAAAUCCAUCACCACCAAAGCCGGUCGUGCAAGGACAGAUUCCCGUGCCAGUUCUGCGACACCUGAUCUCCUCAUCUCCAAGGCGGGCAAUGAUCGAAAACGUCCCGUGCCUUCCAAGGCGAGUGGAAAGGAGAAUCGCGAUGAAGCGCUUGCACCCGACGGGGAUGCCUCACUCGUGAUCACCAAGGAGGGUACACCCUUGCCAACAAUCGGCCAUGAAGACACCACAGCAGGCGGCAUGGACGUGGAAAUGCCCGACGUGACCAAGACAGAGGAGAAGGUUGCUCCCAUCAUGGAGCCAGAGGAAGAAAUCGAGAAGCUCCGUACUGGUGGCUCCAUGGUGCAGAAUCAUGCUCAACUGCAUCUGGUGCGAAACUUGAACAAAAUCCAGAUGGGCAAACACAUCAUCGAACCGUGGUACUUCUCCCCCUAUCCGCAAGAAUUCAGCGACGUGGACAUGGUCUACAUCGACGAAUUCUGCCUUUCCUACUUUUCCUCCAAGAAAGCGUUCGAGAGACACCGCACAAAAUGCGAGUUACGCCAUCCACCAGGUAAUGAGAUCUACCGCGACGACUUUGUGAGUUUCUUCGAGGUUGAUGGCCGACGGCAGCGCACUUGGUGUAGGAACCUUUGUCUCCUGUCAAAACUGUUCCUGGAUCAUAAGACAUUAUAUUACGAUGUCGAUCCAUUCUUGUUUUACUGCAUGGUCACCCGGGACGAGUAUGGAUGCCAUCUCGUUGGAUAUUUCAGCAAGGAGAAAGAGUCGGCGGAAGGGUAUAACGUCGCUUGUAUUCUUACCUUGCCGCAGUAUCAGCGACAAGGGUUGGGAAGAUUGCUCAUUGCUUUCUCAUAUGAGCUGAGCAAACGGGAGGGAAAGCUGGGAUCCCCUGAAAAACCUCUUUCGGAUCUCGGAUUGUUGGGUUACAGGCAGUAUUGGAAAGAAGUGCUCAUUGAGCUUCUCUCGGAUCCUGCACGGUUGCCUCCUCCUGGAUCAGCAUCUCACACACCAACUUCGGAACAGCUUCAUCCUCACUCAUCCUUAGGAUACGCGGCACCAUCAUCGCAAUAUUCCACAAGUAUUGCGGAGAUAGCGAGUCAAACAGCAAUGACGGAGAAGGACGUCCAUGAACAACUGGAAGUGCUGAAGCUACUGCGUUACCACAAAGGUGCGUGGAUCAUUGUCGUGCGAGAUGAGUUGCUUGAGUGGCAGGAAAAGCGGAGGGAGAAGGAGAAAGCCAAAGGGAUCAGGAGGAUCGAUCCCAGCAGACUUAAUUGGAAGCCGCCUGUCUUUACGGCUAGUAGUCGGACAUGGAAUUGGUAG
This is a messenger RNA of Cladophialophora psammophila CBS 110553, 1653 nucleotides long. RefSeq names its product histone acetyltransferase E. The transcript has 5 exons. Gene Ontology annotation, biological process: regulation of DNA-templated transcription. The coding region runs from base 1 to 1653 and encodes 550 amino acids. The record is from RefSeq and is a predicted model, not a curated record. Gene Ontology annotation, molecular function: histone acetyltransferase activity. Lineage: Eukaryota; Fungi; Ascomycota; Eurotiomycetes; Chaetothyriales; Herpotrichiellaceae.